CUAGAUGACCAGAUCGUGUUCACGUUUUCAUCACGAGCAGACGCAUUUAAGAUACGUGGGCCGUUUGGUAUAGAGAUAUAUAUUUAUUUACUUGUGAACUGUUAGUUUCUUUUUUUAAACAUGGCUGCGAAACGAGCAAUUAACUAUCUAACAAACAAAGAAAUGCGAGAUUAUCUGACAAGCACACAUUUCUGGGGACCUGUGGCAAACUGGGGAAUACCUAUUGCAGCUAUAGCUGAUUCUGGAAAGGAUGUUUCAAUGAUUAGUGGAAAAAUGACAUUAGCAUUGACACUGUAUUCAAUGAUAUUUAUGAGAUUUGCUUGGAAAGUGCAGCCCCGCAAUUUGCUCCUUUUUGCCUGCCAUUUUACCAAUUCUGGUGCACAAAUGUUUCAAGGCUACAGGUUUUUGAACCAUUACUAUGGUAAAAAAAAAGAAGAAACAUCCUCAUAGUACACAUUGUGUUUUAUUUCUUAUGUGUACAAGUAUAUGUAGAGAGCUUUACAGAAAAAUUGGUUAGUGCUAAUGAAUAGUGAUAUGAAAAUAUUAACAUGAGCUGUGUCUAAGCACUAAACAAAUAAUUGUUCUUAACAAUGCUCACAUUUACAAUGUAUUUUUAGAGUCUCACAAAAAAUCAAGCAGAUAACACAAGGUAAAAUUUUUCUUUGAUGACUGUUAGGGGGUUUUGUUUAAUUAUUUGUAGCAUGUAGUUGAUGAACAUGCACCCAUCAACUUUAGGGUGCAUAAAAAUUAAACAAGUAAUGGUUGGAAAUCUGUUGAUUUAAGGCAGGAAUGCUGCCAAAUGGAAGUUGCUUGAUAUAAUAUAGUUGGUAUUGGAAGACACUGUUUUGUGAGUCCUAAACCAAUUUCAUUUCCUCAUUGGCUGAGUGUGUGUCUAUAAGAAACCAGAUUAUCACUGUGAGAUGAUGCUUGUUGCUUUUUAGAUAAACUAGAUAAUUCUUU
Molecule: messenger RNA, 960 nt
Organism: Daphnia magna
Lineage: Eukaryota; Metazoa; Arthropoda; Branchiopoda; Diplostraca; Daphniidae
Gene: Mpc1
Product: mitochondrial pyruvate carrier 1
Exons: 3
Coding region: 121-450 (109 amino acids)
Biological process (GO): pyruvate import into mitochondria
Cellular component (GO): mitochondrial inner membrane
Source: RefSeq, a predicted model, not a curated record